Salvia miltiorrhiza (redroot sage) is the source of this 3936-nucleotide messenger RNA. RefSeq lists its product as uncharacterized. Gene Ontology annotation, molecular function: RNA-DNA hybrid ribonuclease activity; nucleic acid binding. The transcript is spliced from 3 exons. Lineage: Eukaryota; Viridiplantae; Streptophyta; Magnoliopsida; Lamiales; Lamiaceae. The coding region runs from base 1 to 3936 and encodes 1311 amino acids. The record is from RefSeq and is a predicted model, not a curated record.
AUGAGCAAUGAUAUCCAUAAUGAAGGGUUAAUGCAGAUCGAUGACUCAUCAAACUUCAGUUUUGAAGAGAGGAAAAGACGACGUGGCACAGAAUCUCUUGACUUGGUUACCUCCACAUCAUCCGGGAUCUUCCUUGCUGGUAGAAGCGGAGGAUUGUGUAUGCUGUGGAAAACUUCUGCUUCUUGCAAGCUCAUCGGUUACCCACGUAACCAUAUUGAUAUGCAUAUUAUUGACGAGAAAGACGAUUGGAGAUUGACAGGCUACUACGGCUUCCCGGAGAGACGGCGACGCAGAGACUCUUGGAACCUCCUCAGACGUCUCUCGAGCUUGAACUCUCUUCCUUGGUGCAUUAUGGGGGACUUCAAUGAUCUCUUGGAUCCGGGAGACAAACGGGGGCGCAUUGACCACCCAAAUUGGCUCAUGCAAGGCUUCCGCGAGGCAAUUAUUGAAUGUGGGCUCUCGGACAUCCCACUCCGUGGGUAUCAAUAUACCUGGUCAAGAGGUUUGGGGACAAGUCAUUUUGUUGAGGAACGCUUGGACCGUGGCAUGGCCACGAGCAACUGGAAGAAUCUCUUCCCGGAGGCGGUUUUGCUGCCUAUUACAGUUGCUAUGUCAGACCAUGUUCCCCUCUUACUUAAUUGCAGAGGGGCUGCUACUCCCAGGAUAACCCGCAGAUUCCGCUUCGAGAAUAAAUGGUGCUUCGAGCCUGACUUCCCAAAUGUGAUACCACGCAAAGGGGGAGGAAGAAUAAACUUGAGCAGAAUAUCUCUUUCUACCAAGGGAGAACCGAUGCUCUCUCCAUCAAGAAGCUUAAGGAAGCAAGGCAAGAGCUGUCCAACAUCCUUCUCCGGGAAGAAACUCAUUGGAAACAACGCGCCAAACAACACUGGCUGCGUGAGGGAGAUUCCAAUACAAAACAUGGCUUCAGCGAGGCGCAAGGUUAACACCAUCACCAAACUGAGGAGGGAUGACGGCAGCUGGGCUUCAAGUACUGAGGAAAUCGGCCAAGAAGCGAGACAAUACUUUGAAAAUCUUUUUGAUGAUUCAACCAACAAUGUCGAUUUCUAUCAAGUCCUUAAUCGCCUAACCCCCUGUGUGGAUAACACAAUGAACGCCGAGCUUACUAAAUCUUUCCAGUUUGAAGAGUUUAGCUCUGCCGUGGCUCAGAUGCACCCUGAUAAGUCGCCGGGUCCCGAUGGCUUCAACCCAAAGUUUUACCAAAAAUUUUGGAAUGUAGUGGGCGAAGAUGUGUACCGCAGCUGCUGUGACUGGCUCACUACCGGAACGUUUCCUCCCACUCUCAACAACACCCUGGUUACUCUUAUCCCCAAGGUUGAUUCCCCAACCAAUAUGAAAGAGCUCCGGCCCAUUGCUCUCUGUAAUGUUGUUUACAAAAUAAUCUCGAAAGUGUUGUGCAAUAGGCUCAAGAAGGUUCUCCCCUGCCUCAUCGACCGAUCACAAUCAGCUUUUGUAGAAGGGAGAAUGAUUCAAGACAAUAUACUAAUCGCCUUCGAAGCUAUCCAUUCGAUGAAGCGGAAAACUCGUGGUAAGAAUGGUUACUUGGCUCUCAAGAUCGACAUUAGUAAAGCAUACGAUCGCGUUGACUGGAACUAUCUGGAUGCUGUUUUACAACGCCUUGGCUUCUGCGAUAAGUGGCUGGAGUGGAUGAGGCUCUGUGUUCGCACCGUUUCUUAUGAGAUUCUGAUCAAUAGUGCAGCUGUCAGCCCAAUCAUUCCGGGGAGGGGGCUCCGCCAAGGAGAUCCCCUCUCCCCCUACCUCUUUAUCCUGUGUGCCGAGGGCCUUUCAGCCAUGAUAAAUUAUGAGACCGCUCGAGGAGAUAUCCAUGGUAUUCAAAUGGGACGACGGGGCCCCGCCGUUUCUCACCUCAUGUUUGCAGACGACUGCAUUUUCUUUUGCCGGGCUUCGGAGUUGGAGUGUGCGAAUUUGAAGAGGGUGCUGGGAAUCUACGAGCUUGCCUCUGGUCAAGCUAUAAACUAUCAAAAAUCUGGGGUCUUUUUCAGCCUGAAUGUGAGCGCCACAGAGAGAGAAGCUAUCUCUGGCACGUUGGGUGUUACUUCGGCUCUUGAUACAGGACGUUACUUGGGCCUGCCUUCACUCAUCGGGAGAAAGAAAAAGGAGAUCUUCAAGUACCUUCGGGAUAGGCUUUGGAAAAAAAUACAAGGGUGGAAUGGGAAAAAAUUGUCCAAGGCGGGUAAAGAGAUUCUCCUUAAAGGGGUCGCACAAGCUAUACCCUCCUAUUGCAUGAGCAUCUUCUUGCUCCCUACGAGUCUGACUGACGAGAUGGAAAAACUCAUGAACAGUUUCUGGUGGAGUAAUAAGGGCGGUGCGGGGCGGAGUAUCAACUGGAUGAAGUGGGACAAAAUGUGCGUCGAUAAAAAGUUCGGAGGAAUGGGAUUUAGAAGCAUGCAAUUAUUCAACAUUGCUAUGUUGGGCAAAACAGGGUGGAGGCUUAUUGAAGAACCGGACGCACUUGUUUGCAGGAUACUCAAAGCUAAAUACUUUCCCAAUGAUGAUUUCCUACGAGCCAAGGUAGGGAGCAGCCCUAGCUUCACUUGGCGGAGCAUCUGUGCAGCCCAAGACUUGGUAAGGAGUGGAACUCGCUGGAGGGUAGGCGAUGGUACUGGAAUCAAAGUCUAUGAGGAUCCUUGGUUACGUAGGGAUGGGAGAUUUCACGUCUCCUCUCACUGCCCGCCGAAUCUCUCGGGUCUCACUGUCCACGACAUCUUUAUUCCGGGUGCUAGAAGCUGGAAUGUGGAUUUUAUGGAGACUAUUUUGAACGAGGAGGAUGUACAGGAGAUCAGUAGAACCCCCAUCGUGCCGACCUCUAACCCGGAUAAACUCAUUUGGCACUACUCCCCAACUGGGCGCUAUACCGUGAAAUCUGCUUAUCGGCUCGCUAGCUCGCUCACUCUCGACCCCACCUAUUCGAUAGAGGGUCAUUGGAGCCUCCUUUGGAAGAUCAAAGUACCACAGAAAGUGCAAAACAUCCUGUGGAGGGCUGCACGGGAUAACCUUCCCUCGAAGGCAAAGCUACUAUCUAGAGGCCUACAGGUAGGCGGCGAGUGCGGCAUUUGCAAGGCUGGCUAUGAAAACCUCUGGCAUACUUUCUUCAGCUGCCCGUUCGCGGAAGAUUGCUGGAGAAUCAGUAACAUGGAGCUUUAUAUCGAUAAUGUUCGUAGCCGGUGUGAGUCUUUUUUGCAGGCCCUGUUUAUGAUAGUUGAUGACAAGGACGACACCCGAAAAAUCAAGAUCUGCAUGCUUUUGUGGCAAAUCUGGAAGGCUCGGAACUCGGCUGUGUGGAAUAACGAGAACCCCUCUCCAGCAAGCUCGGUGCUGAUGGCUGCGUGCACCUAUGAGGACUGGACCGCUGCCCAUUCUAGGGCCCGUCCUGGACCCGUUGCUGCCUCAUCUGGUGCGACAUGCGUAGGAUGGCAUGGUCUACCUUCGGGGUGGUUUUGCUGCAAUGUGGAUGCUGCUUUUUUCAGGGAAUCGAACACAUGUGGUUUGGGGAUGGCUAUCCGAGACCACAAUGGAAACUUCAUCGCAGGCAAGUCUAUUAAAAUCGUGGGUUCGUGGUCAGUUGAAGAAGGCGAAAUGAUGGGUAUCAAAGAAGCCCUAUCUUGGCUCAAAGAGAAGGAACUAACCCACGGUCGGGUGGAAACAGAUAGCAAACGGGCGUGCGAUGCGAUCAACUCAAGAGCGAAGAAUUUUUCUGAAAUGGGUGCUCUGGCAUCCCACUGUCGGAAUGAAUUAUCCUUGGCACCGGACGUCCGUAUCCACCAUGUCAAGAGAACAAGAAAUGCUAUAGCCCAUAUCUUAGCGAAGGCGGCGAGAGAUAUAGAUGCACAUCAUGUUUGGAAUGAACCCCCGUCCUUUGUGGUGGGUCAUCUCCACAUACCAUGUUCGUGUGAUUAA